AUGGAUUUGGCUUGGCAUAGAUGUAAUAUUCAUUAUUAUUUACGGGAAAAAUACUAUGGUAAUGUUAAGAAAAUUUCAAACGAAGCGUUGCAACAAAAUCCUAGGAACUCAGAAUUUAUUUUCUAUACUGGAAUUGCAUUGAUAUUAGAAGGGCAAGUUCAUAAAGGGAUUUCUGAACUAACUCCGCUCCAAUCAGACAGUGAGAUACAAUUGGCAGUGAUCAUUGCUCUAGUUUAUGCAUACAAAGUUUCUAAUUUACCAGAAAAAGAGGUGUUGUUCAAUUUAGAAUCAAAAUUGAAGGAAGAAAAGAAACAUGCAAGCAUAACUUCAUAUUACUAUUCAGCUUUGUUUUUAUCAUUAGCAGAAAUGAAUGAAAAAGCAUCUGACUAUUUAAAUAAAGUAUUUAGAAAAGAUCCUAAUAAUUUAGAUUCUAUAAUUCUGAAGGGAUGGAAUGACCUGGGCUUGAGUCAGGAAAAAUCGCCGAAAUCCACUAUAGAAUGUUUAGAAGCAGCUAUCAGAAAAAGUGAUAACAGUAUUGAAGCACUGCUUGGGUUGGCAAAAUUGAAAUAUCUAGCAAAGGACUAUGAUGCAUCAAAUUUAACAUUAGAUAGACUGAUUAUUAACAACUCAGGGCAAGUAGUACCCCUUGUUGAGAAAAUGAAAAACGAAUUUGCAAUGCAGAAAUGGGAAGCGGUUUUCGAUACAUUAGAAAGAAUAUUUUCUAUAGAUCCAGAUAAUGUUGAGGGCUUGAAAAUGAGAAUAUAUCUUGCACUUGGUAAACGAUCUGAUUAUAUAGAAGCAGCUGAUCAAUUGAACCGCUUUUUUGGUAUACUCGAAAUUGAAGAAAGCCAUAAUGGACAUCAGUUUUACUAUACUGCUCAAAUCUUUUCUAGAAUUUGUGGGAGGUCAAGUGCAGUUUUGUCUCAAGCUUAUAGAUUUGCCCAGUAUGCUUCAGAAAUGUAUUCAAAUAAUGUUGACUAUCUCAGUGAAGUUGGCUACCAGUGUAUCCUUCAGGCAAAAUAUAAAGACGCACUGAGUUUCUUUAGAGCUGCAAGUAAAUUGGACAAUAAUUCCAUCACAGCACUCUGUGGAUUGACUCUCUGCCAAAUGUUAGAGAAUGGUCCGACAGAUCAAAUAACCCAACAAAUUGAAUUACUUUUUGAGAUGCAAGGAACAGAAAAGCUACCACUUCUAUACUUGUUGUCUGCCCAACUAAAUAUCAAGAACUCAUCUAAUGCAGUACCAUUGUUAAACACAGCCUUUGAAACAAAAUUAAAUUUAGCCUCUCGCAAUCCCAUGAGUUUAAUUUACAUUAAGGACUUAGACCCAGAUUUUGUUUUAGAAAUUUACAAAGAGUACAAAAAGCAUUUACCAAAGAAGCCAUUUGUUAUCAUUGGGUAUCUGCUUUAUUCUCAAGAAGGAAACAUCCCUGUUGUAAUCCAGUGUUUUAAAAUCUUAAAUGCUGUUUGUGAAGCUUGCUCAGGUUUGAUACCAGGCUUAUUUGAAUUGGCUAAAUUGAAAUUUCUUUUCGGAUAUGCUAUUGAAGCUGAAAAAAUUGCUCAACAAAUCGCUGAGUUGGACAAUACACAUGCUGGUAGUCAGAUUUUACUAUCACAAAUUUAUAUACAACAGCAAGAAUAUGUUAAAGCUGAACAAUGCUUAGAAAUUUGUCUGAGUUACAAUUUCAAAGUUAGAGAUAGCGCAAUGUACCAUUUUAUAAAUGCAAUAGUUUUAAAAAGCAAAGACAAAUUACAAGAUGCUUUGUCAAGCUUCUUGACAAGUCUUCAGAUAGCAACUAGUAAAAGCAACAUGAGCAGAACAUUCGAUUCAGACUUGAACAUUAUUGAUAAAGCUACUUUGUAUCUACAAAUCAUUGAGAUACACACAGCUUUAGGGCAAAUUGGGGAAGCGGGCAAAGCCAUGCAGGAAGCAAUUCAAGAAUUUUCAUAUACAUCAGAAGAAACUCGGCUGUUAAUAUCACGUGCUGACUUGGCUCUGAAUCAAGGGGAUAUUGACAGUGCAAUUGACAUCUUAAAUGAGAUAAAGCCCGGACAGCCAUAUUAUUUUCAAGCCCACAGCAAACUGGCACAUAUUUACUUGAAAAAUAAGAAAGACAGAGCCAUGUUUACGACAUGUUUUAAAGAGAUUGUCAGUAAUCAUCCAAUGACCGAUGCCCAUACAAUGAUGGGAGAUGCUUUUAUGUCGAUUCAAGAUCCAGCACAAGCGGUGGAGUCAUACGAGACCGCCCUGAGAGGCAACCUCGGGGACCUACAGCUCACUAAAAAACUCGGCGCAGCUUUGUUCAAGAUGCACGAAUACGACAAGGCCGUGCAGCACUAUGAGAACGCGAUGAAAACCUUCAACGACGACGAACUUAAAUUUGAAUAUCUCGAUCUACUCAUCAGAUUAAAACAAUACGAUAAAGCGGACACGACUAUAUCUUCGGAACUGAAUCAGAUGUACAAUAAAGAGAAAGAUAUCGGCACACUGAGGCGGCGUGUCCGAUUGCUACUUAAGCAGGCGAAAUGUAGAGAACUGAAAACUCCGACUCCGGGAAACGUCAAUUUAAUAUUAGCCGAAGCAAAAGAAUUGCAGUUAUCGAUCGUCAAAAGACUAGAGAUAGACUCGAAGGCGGAUCUGCAGGAGGAGAGGAGGCAGCUUUCGAACAUAUUGUGCGCUUUGGCAAAGUUCAAAAGCAUGAGGGAGCCGGCUGUCGCGGCUAAUUUGUAUUCUGAGGCCCUAAUUCAUACUCCCCGCGAGCCGAGCACGCUGCUGGCCCUAGCUAAGCUGUACGCGCAGAUGAAUAAUCCAGAAAAGUGCGAGCAAACUUGUGCAGUUUUAUUGAACGCAGAUCCGAAUAAUGAAUCUGCGGCAGUCAUGAUGGCAGACCUGGCGUUUCGUAAGGUGGAUCUAGAAACAGCCCAACGGCAUCUGAACCAGAUCUUAUCGGUGAAGCCGACGAGCUGGGAGGCUCUCGCGCAGCUUGUCGAGGUGCAGUGGAGACGCGGGAAACUCAGCGAAGCCGAACAGGCCUUGGAACUCGCCAAGCAACACCUCGACGAUCCGGACGACCCGGGCUACAAGUACUGCGCGGGCGUGUGCGCGGCGUACGGCGGCAAGUGCAACGCGGCGCUGCGGGCGCUGAACGCGGCGCGCGGGGGGGCGCGGUGGGGGGCCGCGGCCGCCGCGCGCAUGGUGCUGCUGUGCCUGUCGCAGCACGCGCCGCUGCCGCCGCCGGAUAACCUCACCGCCUCCGCUGAUGACGCUGAUACGCGUCUACUAGCUUUACGGACCGCCGAAAAGCUUCUCGUCGAAGUGAAUCCAGCUGAACGGAAACCUCUGCAGGCGCUCCUCCAGCUGGCGACCAAGAACAAGGGCCAGGCGGAGCGGGUGCUGCAAGACUUGCUACCCCUGGUCACCGAGGACGGCUACCAGGACGACCCUUACGUCGUGCUGGCCAUCGCUAAUGCAUACAAUAUAACAAAACAGCCGACGCGCGCGAAGAACAUCCUCAAAAGAACUAUUUCGUCCAUCGUGUGGUCGCCGGAGAAGGCCGAUGGACUCGAAAGAUGCUGGCUGGAAGUGGCUGAGGGACAGAUAAGUUCCGGAAGGACGGACGCUGCCAAAGAACUGCUCACGAAAAUCUUAAACCACAACAACUCUUGUGCUAGAGCCUACCAAUAUCUAGGUCAAAUAGCGGAGAAGGAGCAGAAUUACAAGAGCGCGGCGCACAACUACGACAACGCGUGGAGCCACGCCGGCCGCGGCGACCUGUCCGUCGGCUACAAGCUGGCGCAUUGUUAUUUGAAACUCAAGAAGUACCCGGAAUGUAUAAUCGUAUCGCGAUACAUACUGAAGGUGCAUCCCGACUAUCCGAAGAUCAAGAAGGAGAUUUUAGAGAAAGCUAAAGCGAAUUUGAGGACGUGAAUUAAACGAAAUGUAGAAAUGUAACAAUAUUUUGUACAUUUUUAAAGUGAAACUUCUUUAGAAUCGUUGGGUGUGAUUUCAAACUCGAUGAAACGAAAAAAUGAAACGUGAAGUUUUAAAUAUCAA
Molecule: messenger RNA, 4053 nt
Organism: Bombyx mandarina (wild silkworm)
Lineage: Eukaryota; Metazoa; Arthropoda; Insecta; Lepidoptera; Bombycidae
Product: tetratricopeptide repeat protein 21B
Biological process (GO): protein localization to cilium; intraciliary retrograde transport
Cellular component (GO): intraciliary transport particle A
Molecular function (GO): protein binding
Source: RefSeq, a predicted model, not a curated record